Messenger RNA from Penicillium paradoxum, 3384 nucleotides. RefSeq lists its product as uncharacterized. Gene Ontology annotation, biological process: chloride transport; transmembrane transport. The transcript is spliced from 10 exons. Gene Ontology annotation, molecular function: voltage-gated chloride channel activity. The record is from RefSeq and is a predicted model, not a curated record. Bases 1 to 3384 code for a protein of 1127 amino acids. NCBI's taxonomy places the organism in Eukaryota, Fungi, Ascomycota, Eurotiomycetes, Eurotiales, Aspergillaceae. Gene Ontology annotation, cellular component: Golgi apparatus; early endosome; membrane.
AUGCCAAUGAGUGGUCAUGGCUCGGGUGGCGAGGGCCAAUCCCGGACGCAACCAAGACCUGAUCAGGAUUACCUUCAGCCUCAGGAAGUGAAUCGGGAAGCCGAGGGGCUACAUGAGCCAAUCUCCUUCAAGCGGAAACAAAAACAACGAUCGCGGUUCAAUCUAUCUAGCCUUCUCUCCCCAACCGCUGGCGGAUCUGAUACUGGCUUUGGCUCUUCCGCGCCGCCAGGUGGUCAGAACGGAGAUGCAUCGCCCCUCGAUCCUUAUGGGCCGAUAGGAUUCAAUGGUGCGCCAGAGGGAUCAAAGGAUGGUGGGCCGUUAGACUGGUAUGUCGAAGGCCCGGGACGACGUGUGGGUUAUGACGACUUCACUGCUAUUGAUUGGAUGUACGAGUAUACAAAAGAGCGGCAAAGGAAACGACUACUCUAUGCAAAGGGACAGGGUCUUUUAGGUCAUGCUCGCCGUCUACUCGACGCAGGCAAUGUCUGGCUGGUUUUGAUUACAACGGGUAUCGCGGUUGGAAUCAUCGCUGCCUCUAUCGAUAUUGCGACAAAUUGGCUGGGCGAUUUGAAGAGUGGAUAUUGCAAAAAUGGCAGUGGAGGAGGCAAAUUCUAUUUGAAUAAGAGCUUUUGCUGCUGGGGUCUUGAUGAUCACUCCAAGUGUCUAGACUGGACACCUUGGGGCAGCGCUUUGGGAGUGAGCUCCGGCGGAGGAACAUAUGCGGUUGGAUAUGUCUUCUAUAUUGUAUUUUCGGUUUUCUUUGCUGCAUGUGCUUGCUUCCUGGUGCGGAACUAUGCCAUUUAUGCUCGACACAGUGGAAUUUCCGAGAUCAAGACGAUACUUGGUGGAACUGUGAUCAGACAUUUCAUGGGGCCAUGGACGCUUGCCAUUAAAUCACUGGGUCUGUGUCUCUCUGUUGCAUCAGGUUUGUGGCUAGGGAAGGAAGGCCCGCUCGUACACGUUGCAUGUUGCUGUGCGAAUAUUCUGAUGAAACCUUUCGACGGACUGAAAGGCAACGAAGCACGCAAACGGGAGGUCCUUUCUGCGGCUGCUGCCGCGGGUAUUUCAGUCGCAUUUGGAGCACCUAUUGGAGGUGUUCUUUUCAGUUUGGAGCAACUUUCAUACUAUUUUCCAGAUAAGACGAUGUGGCAGAGCUUUGUUUGUGCUAUGGUUGCAGCUGUCACUUUGCAAGCCUUAAAUCCAUUCCGCACCGGCAAAAUCGUGCUAUAUCAAGUUACUUACACUCGAGGGUGGCACCGCUUUGAAAUUAUCCCGUUCAUUAUUCUUGGCAUCAUUGGUGGUCUCUACGGUGCAUUCCUCAUUCGCGUAAAUACGAGAUUUACCAAGUGGAGACGAGCUCGAACUUCCUCUCACCCAAUGAUCGAAGUGGUCGUCGUGGCUCUCAUUACAGCUUUGGUUAACUAUCCUAACCAUUUCAUGCGGGCUCAGAACUCGGAGCUUGUUCAGUCGCUGUUUGCCGAGUGCAACAGUGCGACAUAUGAUCGAUUUGGCCUUUGUGCAACAGGGUCUGCCUCAGUCCGCGUGGCAAUUUAUCUUGUUCUGGCUGCGUUGCUUGCCUUUGUGUUGGCUUCUUUGACAUUUGGUCUUGAAAUUCCUGCGGGUAUCAUCCUUCCAUCAGUGGCCAUUGGUGCUCUCUAUGGACGUGCUCUAGGUAUCAUGGUCCGCAUGUGGCAGGAAGCUUAUCCGAACGCUCUUCUGUUUAGCAAAUGCGAGCCAGAUAUCCCAUGCGUAACGCCUGGCUUAUACGCCAUUAUCGGAGCUGCUGCUGCUCUGGGUGGUGCUACUCGAAUGACGUUGUCAAUUGUCGUUAUUAUGUUUGAAUUGACUGGGGCGUUGACAUAUGUGAUCCCAAUCAUGAUUGCCGUGAUGUUGUCCAAGUGGUGUGGUGAUAUCUUUGGAAAGCGAGGUAUCUACGAGUCAUGGAUUCGGCUGAACGAGUAUCCUUUCCUCGACCAUCGCGAUGACACAACUCCACCAGAUGUAUCUGCGCACAGUGUCAUGACAGGUGUGGAUGAUAUCAGCAUCAUUACCGCAACCGGCCACACUAUUGCCUCGAUUCGCAAUCUCCUAGCUAACACUACAUAUCGCGGAUUCCCCGUGGUAUCAGAAUCAUCGACUCCCAUCCUCCUGGGCUACAUCACUCGCAAUGAGCUUUCUUUCGCUCUGAACUACUCAACUUCCCCAACUACCCGUAACUUAUCCGAGGAGACUCAAGUUUUCUUCUCGCAUCAGCCUUUUGCGGAUCCUGUUGAUACCCUUGAUUUACGACCCUGGAUGGACCAGACGCCCAUGACCUUGAACAGUAACAUCACUUUCUUGAUUGUUCUACGAAUGUUCCAACGUCUUGGCUUGCGCUAUGUACUGUUUGCCAACAAGGGCAUUCUACAGGGCUUGUUGACCAAGAAAGAUGUUUGGUCGGUGCUAAAUGGUGUCGAAUUUCGCCGGGAAGAAGCCCUUCAAGAUGAAGAAUGGCGGGAUUUCCAAAAUACCCACGAGGCUGAGGAAGUUGCUGUCAAUAUCAGGAAUAUCAUGGAAAUUUUCGAAAUUCCCCAGCUCCUCCAAGGCCAAAGCCACAUCAUGGAAGCACCGGUACUCCUCAACAAAGUCCAGCCACCAGACGAUAAAAUGAUGAUCGAUCCUUUUGAGGUGCGCAUGCGCUUCACUACGCAGCUGCAGCAUCUCAGUGCAGCUGUCACAUCCUCGCAGAAGGCCGCCCAUUAUGCUCUCAAGUACCGCGACCUCGAUGAAGACCUUCACUCGUGCAUCCUGGAGCAACUUGAGCGAAAUAACAUGAACAACCGCGCAAAUAUAAUGUACUUCAUCGAACACCUGUGCGAAAUGGCCAUCAAGGAAAACUACCUCCCAUACGUGCGCAUGAUGCAACGAGACAUCCUCCGUGUGGUGGACUCGGUUGUUCCCCCUGACGGCACCGGCGCGGCCAAUGUCAAGCACGUUCGCCACGUAUUAAACGGUCUCCAGGCCAAGCAAGUCCUCAGCGCCGAAACCGUUGCUGAAAUUGACGCCGCUCUGAAAGACCGCGAAUCCCACCCCUCCCACCUCGAUCUAGAACAAGAAGAGACCGCAGAAGGCGGCAAAUCGAAAUCAGAAAAGCCCCAAUUACGCCUCGACAGAAAACAGAUCGAGCAGCGCAUCGAAGAGGACCGUGAGCGCAACAAGCGUCAGCGCGAGGGCAUGUGGGCUAUGACUGGCAGCGAUAUCGAUGAGUACAACCAAAUGUGGGAAGAGCUCAGCCCAAUUGGCGAGGACGACUUUAUUCGAUCUCGCGAGGAGGCCUUGGAGCGCGCCGAGUGCGUUCGCAAGCAUGAGGAUUUUUACAAGACGCUUUACGGUAUCCAAAGGUAA